This is a messenger RNA of Scophthalmus maximus (turbot), 5285 nucleotides long. RefSeq names its product dishevelled-binding antagonist of beta-catenin 1 (gene dact1). The record is from RefSeq and is a predicted model, not a curated record. Lineage: Eukaryota; Metazoa; Chordata; Actinopteri; Pleuronectiformes; Scophthalmidae. Gene Ontology annotation, biological process: negative regulation of JNK cascade; negative regulation of canonical Wnt signaling pathway; regulation of Wnt signaling pathway, planar cell polarity pathway. The transcript has 4 exons. Bases 285 to 2750 code for a protein of 821 amino acids. Gene Ontology annotation, cellular component: cytoplasm.
CCGGUCAGUCUGGACGGAGCUUAGCGAGGAGCGGCAGUCGGACGGAGCUCGACCCAGCGCCGCGCCCCGGUGCAUGCUGGGAUUCACGUGGACAUCUACCCGAGCGGACCCGGGACCGAGAGACCGGAUGAAUGUAGCAGUUUGUCUGCAGCAGCAGCAGCAGCAGCAGCGACAGACCACCGGUUGAUUCUCCGCUGGAUUCACUUUGUCACGGGACAGUGGAACCGGGUGAGGAUGAGGACGCAGCUCGGACCCUGAGGUCGCACCGCGGACGGAGCGACGUCAUGUCCCGCCGGGACUCGGACAGAGCGGCCGAGGCUGCGGAGGCCGAGCGGCUGCGCCCGGUGCGGGACCGACUGGAGGCGUCGCUGUCCGGGCUCGCGGAGCUCGAGUGUCUGCGGCAGCGGCAGGAGGAGCUGGUCCGGACCGCGCUGCAGCCGCGGGGAGCGGAGGAGGAGGAGGAGGAGCUGGAGGAGAACAUCCUGCUGCUCCGGAAACAGCUGAACUGUCUGAGGAGGCGUGACGCCGGCCUCAUCAGUCAGUUAGAGGAACUGGACCGACAGAUCAGUGACCUGAGGCUGGACACGGAGGAGUCACAUGACCAGAGUGACAGUCGACCGAGCUCAGGUUUCUACGAGCUGAGUGACGCGGCGUCUGGUUCUCUGUCCAACUCGUCCAACUCCGUGUUCAGCGAGUGUUUUUGCUCGGCGCUGGAGCCGGACGGACGCCUCCCAUCGACAGAUGAGCUGCCCAGCUGUUUGGACUGCGACGGACUCUGGGACGACUUGUCUGGGACUCUUCAUUGCUCGCUCUCAGCCCCUCACCCGCCCGUCCUGGACCCCUUCCCCUCAGCAGCGUCCGGGGACUCCCAGUCUAAGCACCACUGCGACCUGGUGGUCUGGAAUGGCAGCGACGUGUACCGUUACCCCAGCCCGCUGCACGCCAUGGCCGUCCAGAGCCCCACCUUCCUUCAGAUGUUGGGUCACGCCGGCCUCGGCAGAGACGAGGGGCUUCUGAAAGCCAUCGAGGCAGAAUCCUCCUCUCUUCCUGGUUCUGUCUCAGCUCCUCUGGUACCUCAGAGCUCGUCCUGGCCUGUCCCGUCCUCUUCUUCCUCCUCCCACAAUCCUUCUCAGAAGCAUCUGGACUCCUACAUCUACAGUCUGCUCCAGCGGAGAGUCCUGCCCGUCAGGACCAGCAGACCCAGGACCAGCAUCAACACCGACCCGUCAAAGAGCCUCUUGAGGCAGGCAAGUCUCUGUGUAAGGCAGCUGUCAUUGAAGGGUUCUGAACUGAAACCCACCUGGACUGGAGGGGCGAGAUUGGCAGAAGGUGCCGCAAGCUCGUCUCCUCAGAGGCAGAGGUCUGUGGACGAGCGGGAGACACAAAAUGGCUUCCACGGUGGCAGCGGUGACACAAAGCCAAAUGGCCUCAAAAUUAACAGCAGUGACUUGGCACAGAACCAGAACAGCUCUCUCACUAAUGGACUCUUCACCGUAAAGGACAUGAACACAAGCACUGACGGUCUGCUGAAGAAGACGAGCAGAGGGCUGCUUCCUCCCUCCGCAGCCGAGACUCAACACUUCAAGGAGCUGCGACGUCCCGACGCUAACUCCGCCCCCAAAGUGAACAAGCCAUGUCCCCCCGACCAGUCAGCCACUCCUACAAGCAGCCCCAGGCCUCUCCGGGCCGGUCGGGCAGAGAGGGGCGACGGGUCGGUGCCGGAGCUUACCAGUCUCGGGUCGUCCUCCCAGAGUCCGGACGAGGCAGGAGGAGGAGGAGGAAGAGGAGGGGGGAGGAGUCACAUGGUCCACGCCAGGUCCAUCCCUGCCCAGCGGCAGAACAUCAAACUCUGCAAGGGCGGCAGGAAGAACCCGAAGACUGUGAAGGUGAAGAGCACCAGGACGAUGAAGACGAGUCGGACCUCGGAACACGACGAGCCCACAAACAGAAAAGGAGAUAAAUCCCACCGCAGGUGCAGCUGUAAUAAGUCCCUGCUAUUGGAAGACGGAGGCUCCGCCCACAUUAAAUUGUCGAAGAGAUCACCGGGCGGAGCUGCUGGAGCGUCCCGCUCCAGAACCAGACGCCUCCCUCCGUCCAUCCCAGAGGGCAGAGUCCUGGACAGACACUCAACAGGAUGGUCCGGCAAAACCAAUCACUGUAACCAUGGAAACCAUCACAGUCACCAACUUCAUCAGCACCAGGGGCACAACCAGGUCGUGGUCGUUGCCAAACCGAAACACAAACGUAAGGAUUACCAACGGUUAUGUGCGAUCAAGGACGUCCCACAUGACGAGGCGUUCAGGCGCACUCAGCGGCGCCGCAGAAAAGAGAUUCUCGGCAACUCUGUGGCUGUUAAGCCCCUCCCCUCCGGAGGACCGCUGAGGAGCCCGUACUCCUACACCGGAGGAAGUGACUCAGAGUAUUCAGCCGAGUGCGCGUCGCUGUUUCACUCCACCGUCGUGGACACAAGCGAAGACGAGAGGUCCAACUACACCACCAACUGCUUUGGAGACAGUGAGUCCAGUGAGGAGGACGAUGUGGACGAGAGCAGCAGUGAUGCAGAGGAGGGUGGAGGACGUGGCACAGGUGGGACGGGCUCUGGGUGGAACCAAUCAGGGGCCAGAGCGGUGGGACAGGAAAUGACUCCAGCUCAGGCGAAGGUCUGCGUGAAGAUCAAGGCCUCACACAACCUGAAAAAGAAGAUCCUGAGGUUCCGGUCGGGUUCACUCAAACUCAUGACGACCGUGUGAAACCACGCUGUGCCCGCCCGUGGCUGCCAUGACAACCGGACCAGAGCCAUAUCUGCAGGGACGCCACACCGCUGCACCCAUGGUGACCUCAACUCAAACCAACUAUGAACCACAGCUAAUAUAAACACAGACGUCGCUCAGACGAAUCCAGAGCAGUCACUCUUCUUUGUAAAAGAAUGUGGGAACAAACUGAACUUCAUCGACCACGGCACCGGCUGCUUCACGUGACCAACUCAACAUUUGACAACAUGGCCCCCCGAAUAAUAAACACUCAUCACUCUUUUGGAAACGACCGAUUGUAAAGAUUUGGAGUUUGGAUGUAGCCGAUCAAAUCAGCCUCCUUCCUGUUCCUCUGUCUCGCUCCACCCAACAAGUGCCCCGAUCCUGGUGAACUUCAAACAAACACGUCUGCGUUCAGAGUGUUUGUUCACUGCAGCUGAGAAGCUGUUACAGAUCCAGGUCCAGACUGUUGCUCUCUGGUCUCAUUCUGGUCGUCAGAGAUGUUUUGGAAGGUUCUCCAGAAGGUUCUUUAAAAGGUUCUCCAGAAGGUUCUCCAGAUGUUUCUCAAGACAUUUGUUAAUGUUUAUCUCCAGAAGGUUCUCCAGAUGUUUCUCAAGACAUUUGGUAAUGUUUAUCUCCAGAAGGUUCUCCAGAUGUUUCUCAAGACAUUUGGUAAUGUUCAUCUCCAGAAGGUUCUUCAGAAGGUUCUUCAGAUGUUCCCUGGUUGUGUUUCCUGCACUUUGAGACAAACUGUGAGCGACAGGACGACAGAACCUUGUUAAUCCCGUUUGUUUUUUUAUUUAUAAUCACACACAGACCUGGCUGUUGUGUUGGUGCGCGACAGCCAGGUCUGUGUCGACGCUUCGCUCUUUAUUCACUGAACGUUUUUUGAUGAAAGCUAUUUAAAACCUAAUAUAUAUUUGCUUUGUACAUAUUGGAUCACACAUGGUUCUAACUGAUUCCGAUGUGUCUUUCUCAACAGUCACACCACACACAGUGUUUCUGCGUUUCUCCUUCUCACCUCUGUGGCUUCUAGCAUCCAUGUUGCUAAUCACAACGUGUUCACGACACGACACUCGAACACGACUUCACAUACUUGCGAGUUCCAUUUGAACCCAGCGAUCAAUCCAGCAGAACGUUUUCUCUUCUGUCUUUAGACGACGUCGGUGCCUCGGAGCUCAACGAGUUCUUUGACUGUUUCCAACAUGAUCACAAAACUUUCCUGGUUCUGUAUCUGCUACAGUGAAAAAUAUGCGGAAACACUGUUGGAGCCUGUGAUGUUUGAAAAACAUAAACCUUGUUUGAACUGUGACGCUCAGUGAACCAUCACUGAUAAUAUCUUUGAUUCAAUCCACAGUCCAACAUUUAUCAUCCUGUGUUCUGUCGUCAGAAUCUGAGGAUCGGUGAAAACUGAGAAACAGACUGAGGAGCGUUGACUGGCUAACUGCGUUAGCUGCAUUAGCUGCGUGGCUAACAAAGCUAACCAGUUGUCAUGUGUUUGAAUCAGUUUGUUACCAAGUGAAACUCAAACCAACAGUUUUCAGCUGAACACAAAUAGUUAAUGUUGAAUUAUAUUUUGGUGGUUGACUCUGAAAACAAGUCGGACGAAGAUGUGAACGUUUGCUCACAUUCGGCUGUUUGAAGCAGGUGGGAACUGCUCCCUAGUGUUGCUAACAAGCAGUUAGCACAACCAUGAGGUAUUCUAUGUCUGAAGCUGCGUCGUCGUUGCUUUACUCACUACACACAUAUAUAUCACACGUGUAAACAGCUGGAUGUUAGUUAACCCCGAGGGCUGUCACAUCAGUUACCUACAAACUGUGACCAUUAGCUCUGUUUAGCUAACACACAUACCGGGAUGUUUUUAGCCUAGCUUAGCACAGACGCCAGAAGUAGGUGAAUUGUUAGCUUAGCUCCAGCUGAAGUCACAUUUCAACAACUAGUCUGAUUUGCAUGUUGUGUCUUAUUGAGCAUGUAGAUAAAAAACGUUUUAACAGCAUGUAUGUGGGUUGAGCAGCAGCUAGCUGCAGCUAGCACCAAAGCUAGCUCCCCUUGGUUGUGUUUUCUUUAGCUAGCAAGCAAACACGUUAGCUCUCUGGCUAAAAAACGUUUGCACCUUAGCAUCGAAUAUAUAUUUACAUAAAAGGGUUGAUGUUCAGUUUCUCCACUGUUUGUGCUAAGCUAGGCUAAACCCAUCGUGCUAAGCUAGGCUCAACCCAUCGAGCUAAGCUAGGCUAAACCCAUCGAGCUAAGCUAGGCUAAACCCAUCGAGUUAAGCUAGGCUAAACCCAUCGAGCUAAGCUAGGCUAAACCCAUCGUGGACGUCAGAGAAGCUGCUGUUAGGUGGAAGAUGCGAUUAUUCAGACUAAAGGAGGCGUCUCACGCCAUCUCUCUGUCGACGCGAUGUUUUAGUUUCUUCUCUCUGAUCCAACGGAACAAACUUGACUCUUGUUAUUGAACAUAUGCAACUGAACGUGACUGUUUCUGAGACGUCACUGAUGCUGAACCUCUCUAUGCUUCAUUAAACGUCAACUUUUA